Gongylonema pulchrum is the source of this 366-nucleotide messenger RNA. NCBI's taxonomy places the organism in Eukaryota, Metazoa, Nematoda, Chromadorea, Rhabditida, Gongylonematidae. The record is from the annotation of a GenBank genome assembly.
AUGUCGACCGAAGACCUGUGCUCGCUGCUGAUGGAUUCUGGACUAUCGAUGGUUGAGUGCAGAUGGCAAGGUGUGAAGUUAGAAGAAAGUAGUAGUGUUGAUUACAGAGGUGAGAGCGAGAUAAAACGUUUCGGUCCAUUAAGUCAUAUACGUCUUAACUCAACACUGCGACUGGACCUCGUCAGUGUGACUGUCGCAAGCGUCGGCAUGGGCAUUGUGAAAGCACAAGGAGAAAAGAUAAUAACUGAGCGCAUCGUAAAUGGCAUGAUGAAGCAGUUUCGUAAACGAAGUGCAGAAAUCAGCGGUAUGAAAAUUUUGAACGAGGCCACAUCCGUUAACGAAUGCGAUCACUUUGCUGGAGUUUAA